Pocillopora damicornis (cauliflower coral) is the source of this 1790-nucleotide messenger RNA. Its product is annotated as scaffold protein ILK. Gene Ontology annotation, cellular component: stress fiber; focal adhesion. The record is from RefSeq and is a predicted model, not a curated record. Gene Ontology annotation, molecular function: ATP binding; protein serine/threonine kinase activity; protein binding. Gene Ontology annotation, biological process: cell-matrix adhesion; integrin-mediated signaling pathway; protein phosphorylation. NCBI's taxonomy places the organism in Eukaryota, Metazoa, Cnidaria, Anthozoa, Scleractinia, Pocilloporidae.
GCCGAACAAGCGUACAAUAUUUGCCAUUCCUCAAGUGAUUACAUCUCGCCGCCCUAACAAAUGUUCUGCCUUUUGAUCUGGCGUAGUGUGCUAAUUAUGCGUAUUGCCAAUUGCUUCCGUUCUGUUAGCUAGUUAGGCGGCUAUAUCUGUACGCAUCGGAGUGAUUUCCGAGUGAUGGAGGACAUCUUCUCUGCUUCGCGUGAAGGCAAUCUUCGAUUUGUGAAGACAUGGCUCGAAAACACUUCGAACGAUUUGAAUCAAGGAGAUGAUCACGGUUUUACUCCCUUGUUAUGGUCAGCAAGAGAAGGCCAAACCGCAGUAUUUGAUCUACUUUUAUCAAGAGGCGCACGGAUCACUGCUUUAAACGAUGGCGGUGAUAAUGGCUUACAUUUGGCGGCCAGCAAAGGCAACAAGGAAAUUAUACAAAGGCUCUUGAAAAAUAAAUGUCCUGUUAAUGGGGUCAAUAAUCAUGGAAAUACGCCACUCCAUUAUGCCUGCUUCUGGAAUUCUGAAGAAUGUGCAGAGGAGCUAGUCAAGAGAGGUGCUUUGGUAUCACAGUGCAAUAAAUACGGGGAGACCCCACUUGAUAAAUGUAAACCUUUCCUGGCAGAAAUUUUAAGAGACUUGGCAGCACAACUUGGACAAGAUCUCAAAAGAAUUCCUCACAAAGAUAGCCGUUCAAAGCAUGGAAAAAAAGAUGAUUUACGGGACAUUAAGUCCAGACUUUCCUGGAUUCAACCCAAGGAAAUUGAUUUGGCAACAAAAUUAAGCAAAACAGUGACUGGCGAGGUAUGGAAAGGGAGGUGGAAUGAUCUCAAUAUUAUUGGCAAAAAACUUGCCAUUAGAAUGGUCAACAAAAGAAUAUCACGAGAUUUCAGUGAGGAAUACUCAAAAUUAAGAAUAUUUUCCCAUCCAAAUGUCCUACCAGUAAUUGGUGCAGUGAAUGACUCCAAGGACCUGAUAGUUCUUUCACAGUAUCUUCCAUUUGGUUCACUUUACAAUGUUUUACAUGAAGGAACAGGAAUUAUUGUGGACCAUGAGCAAGCAAUGAAGUUUGCAUUGGACAUUGCCAAAGGAAUGGAAUACCUACAUUCUUUGGACCAGCUUAUUCCAAGGCUGUACCUUAAAAGCACACAUGUCAUGAUUGAUGAUGAUCUCACAGCAAGAAUAAGUAUGGCUGAUUACAGAUUUUCCUUCAUGAAUCUUAGCAAGAUUGAAAGUCCAAACUGGAUGGCCCCAGAAGUAUUACAGAAGAGCCCUGAAGAAGUUGAUCAACGCUCAGCAGACAUGUGGAGUUAUGCCAUGAUCCUUUGGGAGCUAGUUACAAGAGAAGUGCCUUUUGGUCAUUUGUCACCCAUGGAAGUUGGCAUGAAGGUUGCGCUUGAAGGUUUAAGACCAUCUGUUCCACCUGGUGUAUCUACACAGAUGGCAAAGCUUGUGUCAAUCUGUUGGAAUAAUGAUCCAACCAAGAGACCCCGGUUUGACCAGAUUCUUCCAAUUCUAAACAAGAUGGCCCAAUGAGAUUUAUGCAGCAUAAUCCUAGAAUAGUAGAUUAUAAAAUAGUUAUCACAUAGAAUGAUGUCCCCAUGCAAUUGUGGGUGUAUUUUUUGUUGUUGUUAUUUUGUGACAUAUGGAAGAAAGCUUUGCAAGCAUCAAAGACGAUUCCAGCAACACAGUAGUCAAUAUUGUGAUAUAAUUAUUUGUUUGUAUGUAGGGUUGUCUGUACAGGUGAACCUCUGAAGUUAGGAUCUGAGUGUAACAAGAGGUGAAUGAUAGCUGUUGUCAAUUCA